AUGCUCCACCUAAAAACACUGAUUAUCACUCGUCUCCUUGGGCAACAAGCCCACCCCAGAUUCAGCACAAUGCAGCCCCGAACAGUGGAGAAGAAGACACCGGUGUGUCAAGUGGAGGAUAGAGCCGCUCUGAAGGUGGCUCGGCAAUGCCUGUUGGGCGGUCAGGUGAUAGCACUGCCCACAGACACUGUCUAUGGGCUGGCAUGCGAUGCCAACAACGAGCAUGCCAUCCAGCGCUUGUACGAGAUUAAGGGAAGAGACGAACACAAGCCUGUGGCCAUCUGCGUAAACAAUAUUGAGGCGCUGCGUCGCUAUGGUCAGGCUGCACACCUCAGCGACGAGCUGCUAACUCGUUUGCUGCCGGGCCCUCUGACCAUUGUGAUUGAGCGGACGCCCGAGUUGAGCAAUCGUUUCCUGAAUCCCAGCACCUCCAAGAUAGGCAUCCGCAUUCCAGACUUCAUUAUACGCGAUCUGUGCUCCGUGUGGCACGAACAGCCGCUUGCCCUGACCAGUGCCAAUCGCUCCAGUGCCCCCAGCAGCCUCCAGGUGACCGAGUUCCGUUCGCUGUGGUCCCAGCUGGGCGCCGUCUUCGAUGCUGGUCAGAUUGGUAUCACCGAGGAGCGUCGCCUGGCCUCUACUGUGAUUGACUUGGCCACACCAGGAUACUAUGAGAUCGUGCGUGCUGGAGUGGCCCUCAAGCAGACCCUGCGCUUGGUGGAGGAAUAUGGGAUCAAGCCUCGCAAGGAUAUUGCUCAAAUACUAUAGAAGGAUCGGUUCACCGAUGAGUCUUUAAAUAAACUAUAACUUUAUUUGGUUUAA
Molecule: messenger RNA, 819 nt
Organism: Drosophila obscura
Lineage: Eukaryota; Metazoa; Arthropoda; Insecta; Diptera; Drosophilidae
Gene: Tcs1
Product: yrdC domain-containing protein, mitochondrial
Biological process (GO): regulation of translational fidelity
Cellular component (GO): cytoplasm
Molecular function (GO): double-stranded RNA binding; nucleotidyltransferase activity; tRNA binding
Source: RefSeq, a predicted model, not a curated record